Molecule: messenger RNA, 2418 nt
Organism: Plasmodium coatneyi
Lineage: Eukaryota; Apicomplexa; Aconoidasida; Haemosporida; Plasmodiidae
Exons: 3
Coding region: 1-2418 (805 amino acids)
Source: RefSeq, a predicted model, not a curated record
AUGUGCCAGAAAAGUGGGCAGGAAAUUCCCUGCCUCAAUUUUGUAGUCAAUGAAAGAGAAGAAUUUUUAAAUAUAUUUAAUUAUAAGAAUGUCAAGUGCUUUAAGUCCUGUAACUAUAUCUACAUUGGGCAAUUUAAAAAGGAGAACGAUCCCCACGGAAGAAACGAAAACGACUAUGAUCUAAUUUCCAAAAAAGAUGAAGAUAUUAAAAAAAUCGAAACGAAAGAGUUCACAUUGGGUAGGGAAAAAUCAGACAAAAAGAAGAAAAAAAAAUGCAGCAAAUAUAUAAAAGAUGGCUAUGGAAUUUUAAUAACGUUAAGGAGAAACACCUUUGGUCAAGAAGUAAUUGUAAACAAGUUCAUCGGUAACUGGAAAAAUAAUAAAAAAAACGGAUUGGGAUUUAAUAUAUAUCUGAAUAGGAAUGUCUAUUAUGGGUAUUAUGAGAAUAACGCAAAAAAUGGAUGGGGCCACUUCGAAUGGAGAGCCAGUCAAUCAUAUUAUGAAGGGAACUGGGUGAACAACCAAAUGAAUGGCAAAGGCAUAUAUAAAAGUAAAACAUUUUUAUUCGAUGGAGACUUUUAUAGUAAUAAAUUUCUUAACUCGUCUGGGGAAUGGAUCGAUGUGGUAGCCAUGGAAGAGGAAAAAAAAAACGUCAGCCUUCUCAAAAGGUAUUCAAUUAGUGGUGAUGAGAUUAUCGAUUUGGUUUGUCUCCCUUUUGAUUUCUUAAAAAGUAAUUUAAAAAAAAUUGCAGACCUUAUUAAGUAUAAAUAUAACAAGGUUCCUUUUUUCAUGUGUUCCAAGAGUUUUAUCGAAAAGAACAGAAAUUUUAACUUGUCUAAGUUUAUAUUUUUAAGUUAUUAUUUUGGUCCUGAGGAUCCAUUUUGCGAGGAGAGCAAUUAUCAGCUUCUCUUCGACGGUGUGCAAAAUGAGGAGGGAAAAAGCAGCCAGGGGGGAAAUUCAAAAGUAGGUCUGGAAGAUCCUAAUUUGAAGUCAUCUAGGGGUGGUACCCCUUCGGAUGCUGGUGAAGAAGUAGAAGAUGACAGCAGUUCAGGGGAGUCUACUGGCUCCAGCGGUUCUGAUCCGUCGGAUUUGUCGUCUAGCCCUCUAGCUACUAGUUCUUCUGAUUUUUCAAGCGGGGAGAACGAAGGGAGUGAUAAAGGCGGUAUGUCCCCCUCCAACUCUUCCAAUUGGUCAAAGGGGCGGGCUCAUUCCAACCGAUCCAACCGCUACAACCAUUCCAAUGUGUCUGCCUCUUCGCACCUUUCCAGCCUGUCGGCCAUCACCAACAGUUCGUACAAUUCGAAGUGGACAAGCUCACCCCAUGACGAUUUGAACAACUCAAAAAGGCAAUCCCUGAAUAACGCCGACAUAACCAGAAAUGAAAGCAAAGGAAGUAGCGAGAGUGACCUGAAGGAGUACAUAAAAAACGCGAAUAAAUCGAAUGACUUUAAGGAGGAAAGCUUAGCCGAAGCGCCAUCCAACAUUAGUAACAGCUGCCAAAACGGAAUGAACUCCACCUCGGGCAGAUGCAAUGAAGAUACUUCCUACGAGAUGGAAGAAAGGAAAAAGAACGAAAUGUACCAAAUGAUGAAGAAGUACGUGCAUAUUUAUGCCAAUUCGGAAGACACUUCCAGUGAGUAUUCGAUAAGGUCCAGCGAAACGGAAAGCUCCGAUGAAGGGGGAGGCUUCCUCAAAGUGGAAAGUAAGCAACAUUUUGAUGGAACCAAGUGUGGUGAAAACGAACAAUCAGGAGGAACUAAACUGACAGAUGGGAAGGAAACAGUGGGAGAAAAUGCCAACCAAAAAGUGAAUAACUCAUUUUCAGGUGAGGGUAAUAUGGGUAGGCCGAAUCCAUCGGAAGGUAGUCCCCACAUCAAUAGGCGAAAAAUAAAAAUCGAGAAGGAAUUAUGCAAGAUAAAAAUAGACACUCAAUUUUUGGAAAAACUAAAAAAUUGCAAUCUGACAUGUAUACACAAGAUAAAGCAAAAAAUGGCCACGUCCAUGAUGCUCAAGUACCCAUUCAUUUUUAGCUUAAGCAUAAGUGAAGACAAGAAUAAGUAUAAAACUAUAACUAAGGAAUUCCUUUUAGAGAGUUGCACAAUCCCUCCCAUGUGGUUGUUACAGAUUUAUUUUGGUGCCACAGAGAAUAAACUACCAGAAAGAAUUUUUUCGCCUCCCUUUUUCGAUUUUUACAAUUCAAAUAUGAACAUGUCUAUGCACCCGUAUUUUCAAACUCCCCAAAAUAACGACGACGUCGACCAUUUUAAUGGUGGAGAAAUUUCGCCGUUGAAUUUUUUCCUCAUCACAGAUUUGUUAGUAGAGGACACAAAAAAUAUCGAGCAUUUAAAAGGUUUAGUGAGGGACAAAUUUAUCAAUUUUUCCUUUUUGAGUAACUUAUUUUUUGUCAUCCUUGAGUAG